Molecule: messenger RNA, 1966 nt
Organism: Tripterygium wilfordii
Lineage: Eukaryota; Viridiplantae; Streptophyta; Magnoliopsida; Celastrales; Celastraceae
Product: zinc transporter 4, chloroplastic-like
Exons: 4
Coding region: 207-1478 (423 amino acids)
Biological process (GO): zinc ion transmembrane transport
Cellular component (GO): plasma membrane
Molecular function (GO): zinc ion transmembrane transporter activity
Source: RefSeq, a predicted model, not a curated record
CGAAGGCACCACAUACUUCUUCUCCCUUGUUUUCGUCAAACUAUGUCGACACUCUCUCUCAAUUCACUGUCACCUCCUCUUUCUUCGUUUUCAAUCGGCUUCGGUCACCAACAUCCUCGUAAUAGUCCCACGGCACUCUUCGACUACUCCUUAAAACCCCUUCGCAAGUUUCGGAACCCACCACACUUAAUCCUAAUCCUCAUCCCAUGUUUUUCUUCGAGGAUCUGUGGGAGUUGCUGUAUUUGGAUCAUUUGGGAUCAAGAACUCGGGAUAUCUCCGGUGAAUUUCUACAGUCAUUCUCACAUUCAAUGAAUACCAAUAACAACUGCACGUCGAGCGGCUUAGAAUUCUGCCGCGACGACUCAGCCGCACUCACCCUCAAACUCAUCGCAAUCGUCUCUAUACUCAUAGCCGGCGUCUCCGGCAUCUCAAUCCCCCUAGUCGGCCGGCAUUGCCGAUUCCUUAAAACCGACGGAAACCUCUUCAUUGCCGCGAAGGCCUUCGCUGCCGGCGUAAUUCUCGCCACCGGCUUCGUCCACAUGCUUGCCGGUGGGACCGAAGCACUGUCGAGUGCCUGCCUGCCGGAAUACCCGUGGUCCAAGUUCCCAUUUCCGGGUUUCUUCGCUAUGAUGGCAUCUCUGGCUACCCUUCUAGUGGAUUUUAUGGGCACACAGUAUUAUGAGAGGAAACAGGGGUUGAAUCCAGGAAGGGAAGAGCAGGGGCGGGUCGGGUCGGUUGAUACAGUAUCGGAUCCUGAUUCGGGUAUUGUACCUGUCGUUGAGGUUAAGACUGGGCCCAAUGGAAAGGUGUUUGGAGAGGAAGAAGGGGGUGGCAUGCACAUUGUAGGGAUGCAUGCACACGCGGCGCACCAUAGACAUAGACAUGCACAAGGGAAGGAUGCUUGUGACGGGCACGUGACUGUUUCGGGUCAUGAGCACGGACGGGGGCACGGGCAUGGGCAUUCACAUGGGUUUGGUGAGGGUGACGUAGAAAGUGGUGCGCGGCAUGUCGUCGUAUCCCAGAUUUUGGAACUGGGAAUAGUAUCACAUUCAAUCAUCAUCGGGUUAUCGCUUGGCGUUUCUCAGAGCCCUUGCACCAUAAGACCCUUAAUUGUAGCACUAUCAUUCCAUCAGUUCUUCGAAGGAUUUGCGCUUGGAGGCUGCAUCGCUCAAGCUCAAUUCAAAAACUCAUCGGCUAUAUUGAUGGCAUGCUUUUUUGCCAUAACGACCCCUACAGGAAUCGCCGCGGGGACUGCCAUUGCUUCAUUUUAUAACCCAUAUAGUCCAGGAGCAUUGGUUACUGAAGGCAUAUUAGAUUCGCUGUCAGCCGGAAUUCUUGUCUACAUGGCUCUGGUCGACCUAAUUGCCACUGAUUUCCUCAGUAAGAGAAUGAGCUGCAACUUUAGGCUCCAAUUGGUGUCGUAUUUUAUGCUCUUUAUUGGAGCUGGAUUGAUGGCAUUGCUUGCAAUCUGGUCUUGAAUUUUAGAUGAUCGAUCGCCUGGUGUUUCGUUUCAUGCAAAACCUCAUCACUUGAUUCUUUUGACUCCUUGAAACAGGAGGAGGAGGUAAAUAGAAGAGAAGUAGAUGUUGUAGUCCUACCGUACGUUCUCAUCUUAAAUUGGUGGUAUAGAUAUAUCUGUAAAGGUAAAAUUGUAUUUUGUUGAGCUAGCUAGAAGCAGUGAAUACCACAAUUUCAGUGGAAAAGAGAUGUCUUUGCAUUUAGUUUAGUUUCUUACAUUCUCAAGCUGCGGAGUGGUGGUUGGUUGGUGCUCUGAACCCAUAGGCUUGAACCAGCUUGUCAUCUUUUGCUUAGCAUAACUAAAGCUUGUUGUAUUCGUUUGUCGAAUUAACAUAUUUAAGUAGACUGGUAUUCGUAGGUUGAAUCAACAGGUCUAAGUAAGUGAUCUUUUCAUCACACUACCCUGCAUCAGUAUAGCUGCUUACUGUUCAGUAUUGUAAUGGUGAGA